AACCAUAAUAAGACGACUACAUAACAGCCCGUCUACCUGUUUAUUCCUGCCAUGCGCUGCAGCCGGAUUGGUGAGAACGCCAGUCACUUGUGAGGCGGGGAGUAAUCAGCAAUUUCGUGUUGACAGUGGAGUGUGGAGGGAACAGCACGGAAGCAAACUGAUUACUACUACCACAUUAUAGUACUGUGGAAGGGACAAACAAGUGCCAGGCAGUAUGGUGCCAGAGGAUCACGACUCCUUCAAGGUACACGAGGCUUCCUACCAAGGCCGCUAUGAGGAAGUGAAGGGAAAGGUGCUGAAUAACAACCGUCUCCUCACCACCUUGGAUGAUAGUGAACGGCAGGCACUGCACUGGGCCGCCUGUGGGGGACACGAAGAACUGGCCAGCUUUCUCAUAGAACAUGGAGCACCAGUUGACAAAGCAGAUGAUUCAGGGUGGACGCCCCUCAUGAUUGCUGCUUCUGCCGGCCGCACCCAAGUGGUGAGGAUGCUGAUUGGCCGUGGCGCCAACACUAACGCCCAGAACACUGGAGGUCACUCAGCCUUGCAGUAUGCUGCAUCCAAAAACCACCAUGAGAUCGUGUCAAUCCUGAUGGACAACUGGUCUGAUGUGAACCUGCAGGACAAGAGAGGUGCCACAGCCCUGCACCGUGCUGCCUCCAAGGGGAACAUUCAGUCCAUGACACCCCUCCUGCAGAGUAACCAGUGCUCUAUCAAUGUGCCAGACUCUGAAGGCAACACUCCUCUGCAUCUUGCAUGUGAAGAGGAGCGUCUUGAGGCCGUCCGAUUGUUGCUGGAGCGAGGCGCCGUCACUGAUAAGGUAAACCGAGAAGGGAAAACUCCAAUACAGAUGACAUCUUGUUUGUCAAUCAGAAGACUGAUGCGCAUGAAUGAAAUGUGAUCUUGGAACUUUAAAAAUCAGCCUAUAGUUUUUAGAAUAAGGAGAGCUCAGUAAACACUCAUGAAGUUGCUUUAAGUUGAUAUUUAUUUCCAGAGACCUGCAAAAUAUUUAAGUCAAGAUUACAUGUAGUACUACUUUCCAUGUAUGUAAAGAGAAUUUUGUAUGUUUUUGUUUAUUGAUACUUUUGCAGGAACAGUUUAUUUCCUAUUGGGAAUAUUUUGUUUAAUACCGGCACUAGUUUGCUAGUUAUAUGACUCGUGUGAAAAAUGUUGAAAUAGCUGUGGAUCAGCUGUGUAGUGUUUGUGGUUCUUGCCUGUAAACAUACCACUUGUUUGAUGAUAUGUACACCAUUAUGUGACAAGUGUCCUCACACAUGCACAUACACACACACACCUUCAGCUUAAAACUGAAACCAAGUGUUUGAAUGUGGGUCUUAAAACUGAAACCAAGUGUUUGAAUGUGGGUCAAGUACAGAUAAUUUGGACAGGUCCUCUCUUGCACUGUAGCCCUGUACACCUAGCAUUUGUACAUCAUGAACAAUUAUAUACAUGCAUUGAGUCAGAUUUUCA
Scylla paramamosain (green mud crab) is the source of this 1470-nucleotide messenger RNA. RefSeq names its product 26S proteasome non-ATPase regulatory subunit 10-like. The coding region runs from base 215 to 901 and encodes 228 amino acids. The record is from RefSeq and is a predicted model, not a curated record. The transcript is spliced from 6 exons. NCBI's taxonomy places the organism in Eukaryota, Metazoa, Arthropoda, Malacostraca, Decapoda, Portunidae. Gene Ontology annotation, molecular function: protein binding.